Messenger RNA from Nicrophorus vespilloides, 3010 nucleotides. RefSeq names its product dnaJ homolog subfamily C member 16 (gene l(3)80Fg). The record is from RefSeq and is a predicted model, not a curated record. Bases 218 to 2545 code for a protein of 775 amino acids. NCBI's taxonomy places the organism in Eukaryota, Metazoa, Arthropoda, Insecta, Coleoptera, Silphidae. The transcript has 9 exons.
UGUGGUCCUGCUGUCCUGGAUCUGCGGCAGAGUUCGGUUCGAGAUGCGCGUGCGGUGCGUUGGUGGCUCUGGCGUGCGAUCCAGAUCAAUAUUGUAAUAUAUAUUAUAAAUGAUUGUGAUUUUACCGUAGACAAAGUUGCACAGUUGUCCCAUAGUAAUAAAGGGCUGCAAUUACGUGUGAAUAGAAAAAAAGGGUUUGGAAGGAAGCAAGAGGAAAAUGAGAUGGUCGCAACAGUUUCGGACCUUGGCGGUAUUCACAGCCCUUUGGGCCGCAGCCGUCCUUGCGGAAUUAGGUGACCCCUAUAAGAUUCUACGACUGAAGCGAUCCGCUACGCAGCAGGACAUCCGCAAGGCUUACCUCAAAUUGGCCAAAGAAUGGCAUCCAGACAAAUCUAGUGAUCCAUCAGCAGAGAGCAAGUUCGUGGAAAUCAAGCAAUCCUAUGAAUUGCUGAGUGAUGUUGAAAGGAGGUACAAUUAUGAUCAAAAGGGAAUCACUGAGGAGAAUGUUAAUGCUAGGGCAGAGUACCAUCAAUACCAUGCACCAAAUCCCUUUGAGGAGCUCUUUGCGCAGCAUGGAGGACGUUUUAAUUUCCAAGAUAGUGAUAUAACGUUUUUCCACAAGCUAUCGAUAACUAUUAGGCAAUACGACAAGACAAUAAUACCGAGGAGUCAAACGGUGCCGCAUCUGAUUUUCUUCUACACCGAUUGGUGCUUUCCUUGCCUUCAAGCCGCUCCGUACAUGAGGAAAUUGGUCGAAUAUCUGGGUCCUUUGGGCGUAAACUUGGUUACUGUGCAUUCGGCACGAGAGCCCAAUUUGGCUCGAAGAUUGAACGUGCACUCAUUACCUUGCCUGGUGCUUCUUUUGGACGGUAACGCAUUCGUGUACAAAGAAACGGGCACCAGUCUUCAAAAGAUCGUUGAAUUUAUAAGGAAGAAGUUGCCGUACAAUUUGGUGCAGAAGGUGCAGGAUGCAGAUGUGGAAGAGUUUUUGAACGGAUGGGAGGACAAUCGCGUUCGAGGUUUGAUCUUCGAACCGCGUGAGAAUAUACGUUUGAGGUAUCUGAUCACCGCUUACCACUUCAGAGAUCGUGUUGCUUUCGGGUUCGUUGAUUCGGAGGAGAUUCGCAGGAAGUACCAAGUGUCCAAUGAUAUGGAUACGGUGUUGCUGUUCAACGAGAACAUCAGCAGACCGAUUGCCACUGUGAGCAUGAAGGACAUCCCAACGAGCACUUUGGAUCAAAUCAUCUCGACGCAUCAGUACCUGGCGCUGCCUAGGCUCUCGUCGCAAGGUAUACUGGAAUCCCUGUGCCCUUGCGAGUGGAACACCAGGGGGAAACGCCUCUGCGUCGUCCUUGUUACCAGCAACAGCGAUAGCCAUGAUCCACAUCGUGAAGCUUUCCGCACUUACGCUCAAAACUCUCCAUACAAUUCGGAUAAAGUUCGUUUCGUCUACAUAUACCACGAUAAGCAGACCGAGUUCGUUAAUUCUUUAAUGCCAGUUCGGGUUUUAGAUGGCGAAAGUUUGGAGCCUAUCCUUCGGAUCGUCAUCAUUUGGCGAAGAGACACCACGCACAUCAAGUACGAGUGGGUCAGCGAUAAAUGGGAGACCCAGGAUAACAUUAACGAUACUACCCAGAAACUGGAGAACACUCUCAGCCGAUUGUUGAAGUCCUCGGAAGCGUUGACGUACGAGGCUUUCGUUAAGGAGCUGUUUGAUGAACACGCCAAAGGGAUUUUCGGAAGGAUCAUCACGAAAUUGGUGAUGAUGACGGGCAGUUUGUACGACAGUCUAGAUAAGGAGCAAUUGCUGCCAGCACUUUCCGUCCUAGGCACUAUGAUCUUCAUCGUGAUCUUGGGUUACAUCAUGGCGUAUUUGGUGCGUCUGGAAGCGGAGAACGUGGAAAAAGAGAAGGCGAAGAUGAACAGGGGCGAGAAUAAUAACGAUUCCUUAAACGGUGGCGGCGCCGGUUAUCAGCAGGAACUGAAACUGCACGAGCUUCGGUCCGAGAAAUACAACGGACUGAUCAGAAUGCUAAAACCUGGUUGUCGCACAAUCCUCUUGGUCAUGGACAUGCAGAGCAGGCAAACCUUGAUUCCACCAUUCCACAAAGCCGUUUGGCCCUAUCGCAAAAAUAAAACGCUAAUGUUUUCGUACAUGUUCGUGGAACGCGGUUUGAGUUGGUACAAAGAACUGCUUGAACUAUCAUUACCCGAGGGCAGAGACCUUAAUAUUAACCCUAGGAAUUGCGUUGGAACUGUUCUCGCACUCAACGGACAUAGGAAGUACUUUUGCAUGUUCCACGCCAAACACAACGAGAGGAACAAAAAGUUUAGGGCUUUGUACAAAGGAGUGAAGAAGGUGGACAGAGAUCCGGAAGUGGGACAAUUCCUUGGUUUCGAUAGUGAUACAACGGAUUCGGAAUCCGAUGAAGUUCUGUUGCAAGGCAAUCUCUUGGACGGAUUAUCCAACUGGCUAGACAGAUUAUUCGAAGGGACGACUCACCGUUAUCACAUCAAUUACUGGCCGGAUUUUCCCAACAAGUGAAUGAAAUUCAUUUAUGUUUUCCUUGCCUUCGUAUCAAACAACAUAUUUAAAAGCAGAUACAUGGGAUGCUAAAGUGAGCAAGUUUGAGUGUUUGUAAGUUUCAUUGAGAGUAAGUGACCUGUAUAGAAGCCAAAGAUGAAUGAACGAAGUCUCCCCCCCCUUAAAUAUUAGUUAUUAUUUAUUCAAUUUUCAUAUGACCUGUUCGUUGUUGGUCAUAUUAUUUAUUUAUUUGUUGGAUAGUUUUCUAAAGAGUUAACGACAAAGUGCACAGUCUCACAGCAGCAAAAGCAGAGUUAGAAGAUACAUUUAAGGAUUAUAAAAUGAACAAUCAAAUAAUUUACGUGAUACAGAUCAUUUGUGCCAUAAAUAGGUCGGGUUUAUGAACGUAUGUUUCGAUUAUACUUACGAACUAUGCUCUAGUUCUUUCUAGUAAUUCUUUCACAAUUAAACAUAAAUUAAACAGUU